ACCUUACUGUACAUGAUGCCAGUGUAUGGGGUUAUAACCUUACUGUACAGGAUGUCUGUGUAUGGGGUUAUAACCUUACUGUACAGGAUGUCUGUGCAUAGGGGUUAUAACCUUACUGUACAGGAUGCUCAACCUCUCAUCGGUCCAGAUGGCAAAGGGAUUGUAGCCCUGAUUGCUUUACUGUGUGAUUGCUGGUUUUUCCGUUCAGUCUUCAGAACAAUCAAUCAAACCUCUGUCAUCCCUCGUACACUGGAAGUGUGAAGCUGUGGAUGAAUGAUAUGUAUCAGCGUUGUGUUGUUUUUUUUUUUUUUUUUAGGGUGCUCAAAGGUCAUUUUACAGGAAGUGUUAAACCCAGAGUGUUCAUGAUAGGCCACACCUGUUUAUAAAAACCAGAACAGGUGGUCGUGCCUCAAAAGGAACAUCCUGUGAAAUGUAAAAAUGAUUUUUUUUCCCCUUCUGGAUUUAAUAUGGAAGUUUCCUGACAAUAAAAUUCCAACAAAAAAAAAAAAAUUAAUUUCAACUUCCAUUUAAAUGUAUUAUAAACAUGACUUGGAUUAUGGAUUAUAAUGAUUGCCUGCUGCUACCGACUAGGGAUAUAAUCUUGUAUAGGGGUUCCUGAGUGGUGCAACCAGCUACUUGUACACGCACAGAUACUGUAUAGCUAUUCCUGUACUUUCUUUAUUUUGCACUUCAUAAAUGUACAUGUCAUUUCAAGUUUCAGUUAAGCCAUGAAGAUGCACAGUUUAACAAAGCAUAAUUAUUGUAUUUGCAUAGCAAAGAAGAAUAAUAAAAGUAUUUUUUAUUUGAUACAUACAUUGUGAAUAGCAUGCAUGCACACACACUCACUCGAACACAUACUCCAGGAGCGUGAAAAUUUAUAAUCACUUAUCUGUAUUUGUAUUGCAUAAUACUGGCUAUCUGAAAUGGAUUCAUCCAAACACAACUUCAUGGCACAGUAGGCCUAUCAACUAUUGUGUAUAAAUUUCUAGAGCUGUCCAUUUUGCUGGAAGAUAUGCAUGACACAUUCACGUAUCUGUCAGCAAAAUGGACAGCUCCACUGGCUGUAGCCUGGCCAUAGCAUUUUAAACGUUUUUAUUAUUUAUUAAUUUAUUAAUCUGAGGAUAUACGCCACAGCUAUAUAUCCCACAGCUAUUCAAAUCUUGUAUAAGUAGCUGUAGUGUUGCCCAGCAGCUGCUUUUUCAGUUCAAGUUUCUGUGCUGAUAUUUACAGGUUAUUGUGUUGCAAAAGAAAUUUUGGACAAUCUAAAUCUCACCUUGCAGCUAGUGAUGAUGAUGAUGAUGUCAUUCAUUUAAGGUCUCUGCUGACAGGGAGAAGGUUGAAUAUCUUAGCUCUGCACACACUUUACAGUAGUUUUACUCUGCUAUUUCCUCCGGUUUAAAUUAUGGAAGCAUCCAUAAACAGACACAAUAUUAUAUAAAAUGGCUUUUGCGAUGACCUGACACUUCAGCAGUAUGGUUAUUCUGUUAGCCCCAUCAGGAUUAUAUUCCUACAGUGAUUCCACCUUCCUCAAUAACCAGCUUGAGUAUCUAGAAUAUUCAAUUCCAGGCCAGAUGCAUCAAUCCUUCAUGCAAACAGCUCAGUUUGUUUUCACGCCAAAACAAUGUUUUAUUAAAAACAUGACUAAGGUGCUUAGCCGUGGCUUUGCAUCUGAUAUUAAUUUAUAAUUUUACAUUGCCACAGCAGGAGGAGAAAGGAUGUAUAUAUAAAUUCUUAUCAUCUGAGUUUGAAGCCGUGGGUCUAGGGCAGCAAACCCUCUUCCAUUGAAAUGUGAAAAUGUGUACACUGUUGAGAGAAAAUGUUCACUGCAAAUGUCACUUUCCCUGUGGGUCAAAAGCCUCCCAGAAAACACUGAAAUAUUAUAGAGUACAUACAGAUUUCAUUUUCUGCUUUAUACGCAAUGAUGUACACACUAUUUUGGAUUGAUACACACACACCCACACACACACACACACAAACUAUCUUUAGAAAUAUAUAUUAUAUAUAUUAUUUUCUAAAGAAUUUCCUGCCUUGUUAGAUAUUGUAUCAGCUACAUUUUAUGAUGGAAAUGAUAAGUAAAUAAGCCAAGACAGGAUCUGUUUUCUCUGAACAUCUGUCGUCCCCAAAGCACAUUACCCAAAGCACAUUCACUUUUACAGAAGGCAGCAUAGCAUAACCCACAAUACUGAAAAUUCACCCCGCAAUGACUUCUGCAUUACAUUUGCUUAAAAAAGGGGUGAGACACAGAGGCUUGAGGGAGAGAGAGAGAGAGAGAGUAGCAUGGAGGAGUACGAGUGGUGAGUAAGGGGAGAUAGAAAGGGAGGGUGAGAGAGGGAGGGAGAGAGAGAGUGGCAUGGAGGAGUUUGAGUGAGGGAAGAUAGAAAGGGAGGGUGAGAGGGAGAUAGGGAGAGAAAGAGAUAGAGAGUGAGAGGAGGUGGGGAAACAGGAGAGAGACCAAAGGAAGGAAAACUCAGAGGUAAAGUGAGAGAGUGAGAGAGAGAGAGAGAGAGAGAGAAAGGAAAACUCAGAGGUAGAGUAAGAGAGUGGGCAGUGAAGGCAAGAGCAGCUGUGCAUUCGGUGGACAGAUGAGGGGUCUGGGAUAAAGGUUCACAGCCUGCCACACUGCACUGCCAGGGAAGGGAGAGGGAAAGCACGGAAAACAGCCUGCGAUCAUGCGCCACUGAGGAGGCCGGCGGACCCGCCUCCCGCCCGCCCCGGCCAUGAAGAUCGCCCGGCAGCGCAGGGCCUACCUGGCCCUCGCCCUCAACAUGGUGGCGCUGACGUUCGCCGUGUCCGCGGUGAGCACCAGCUACUGGUGCGAGGGCACGCGGAAGGUGGUGAAGCCCUUCUGCGCGGGCCCCGUCACGGUGAAGCAGACCUACUGCAUCCGCUUCAACAGCUCCAACCUCAACGACAGCCGGCUGGUGCAGUACAUCUGGGAGACGGGCGAGGACAAGUUCAUCAUGCGCAAGUUCCACACGGGCAUCUGGGUGUCCUGCGAGCAGAGCGUGAACAUGAUCGGAUUUACCUGUCGGAAUUUUUUAGAAAUUGCACCUGCGCAUGAAAGAGGGGUCCUGUGGCUGUGCAUCGUGGCGGAAUGCCUGUACAUCAGCCUGCUGUCCAUGGGCGGGGUCCUCAUGUGUGCCGAAAUGUGCUGCCGCUGCGACCUCAUGAACGGACUCAAGAUGAACGCCUUCGCCGCGGUAUUCACCGCCCUGUCCGGCCUGUUGGGGAUGGUAGCGCACAUGAUGUUCACCACGAUCUUCCAGCUGAGCGUGAGUCUGGGCCCGGAAGACUGGAGGCCGAAGACCUGGGAUUACAGCUGGUCCUACCUCUUGGCGUGGAGCUCGUUCGCCGCCUGCAUGGCCUCCGCGGUGACGACGCUCAACCGCUACACGAAGACGAUCAUCGAGUUCCGGCGCAAGCGGCGGGUCCUGGAGAAGCACCUGAGGCUGGAGGAGAAGCUGCUGGAGCUCCACUCCCCGGCGCAGCUGUGGGACGUGUACAUAAGCACCGCCCCGGCCACCACCGAGGACCUUCCGGAGCCUUCCGGCAAGCCGCCAGGAGACUCCGUCGUCCUGGAGGUCGGGGAUAAGCCAGAUGUUCCCGAGACUCGGCCUGAGGAACACUGCUGAUCCCGCCUCCCCAGAAUUUUGACUCAUUGACCCUCUUUUCCGAAACUGAUCAGUGUCAGUACUGCAUUGCAGUAGCUGGGAUUCGUUUUUUGCUUUGCAUGGUCUUAACGUGAAGGUGACCCAUGAUGAACCAGUUUAACAAGGAAACUCCUUUAAUCUGAUGUGCUGAUCUUCACCAUAGGAAAUUCUUUCCCUGCUGACUUUCAUGCUUUUGAAUCUGAAAACUUGCAGGCCUGAUAUUUGAUAUAGCCAACUAGAAACAAUUUUGGGUACGUUGCCUCACACAGACUUCAAAGGUACUGUACUUGCACCUGUGCCUUUAUACCUGUCUGCCCCAUCUCUAAACUGACCCACAGCAACCAAGCGUUCAUCCUCAGUACAUAAGGGUACAGAGGGGGUUGCCUUGGAAGACAAGCUUAUUAUGUUUCUCAGCAAUACUGUAAAUGCAGUUACACCUACACAUCAUAUAGGCUAAUAGGCUAGGCCUCUGUCAUUAGACUUCUGGCUUCUAUAGUUUCCAGUGUUUAGGUCUAGCUUUUAGCUUGUAGUUAGACAACCUGGUGUAUUCCCAAGCUUUCUCAGCACAUUAAUUGUAACAUGGAACAUUCCAAACUAAAAAGUAA
Messenger RNA from Anguilla rostrata (American eel), 4255 nucleotides. RefSeq names its product germ cell-specific gene 1-like protein. The transcript is spliced from 5 exons. Gene Ontology annotation, cellular component: plasma membrane. The record is from RefSeq and is a predicted model, not a curated record. Lineage: Eukaryota; Metazoa; Chordata; Actinopteri; Anguilliformes; Anguillidae. Bases 2718 to 3632 code for a protein of 304 amino acids.